UCCCCGGAACUCCGCGGGUUUGAAGAUGAAUGACAAGCUCGCCUUUAUGAGCCACACAUAUCGUGUUUAACCGCAGUUAAUUGACGCUAAAUAUUAAAAACUUUAGCGGUAAAAUGGACUUAAGUAGACUGGCUUACCGGCUUUGUUAAUGGGAAGCGCCAGAGCUGAACAGCACAAUAGCUAAAUCCAGCACUGUUGCUAAUGCUAACAAGAACGUUAGCAUGUAUGCUUAAUGGAUUGACCCAAUGCGGAGCCCAAGAGGAGAGAACUGCAGGCUGGAUGAGCUGACAACAGUUUGUGAAGGGUUGCAGGGGGUGCUGGAGCCUAUCCCAGCUGCAUUCUUGCAACUUCAGAAUCAGCAUUUGGGUCAACAAGGCUGAAGAAGGAAAGCCACAAUGUACCCUAUCCCUCAGCAAUCCACAAAGUCCAGCUGCAGCAGUAGCUCCAGCAUCACAGAGUUGCUGGCUGCCCUGUGCGACAGCAGCCUCGCCGGGGUGUCAUGGAAGCGCAGGGCAGUGGGAGGUGUCUCACGGGAGGGCUUCCGCCGAGCUCUAAAAAGGCGUGCCUAUGGCUCCCUGCUGUCGAAGCUUUUCCAAGAAGGCACCAAAGCCCUUCCCGCCGUGGGCCCGAUGCCGAGUACACCUCCUAGGAACAAAGUCAUCAUGAUAUGUUUCGACCUGAGAAGGGCCGGCUGCCAGGAGGAGGCGGAGAAGCUGGAAGAGCAGCUGGAGAAGCUCCCGGAGGGAGCCGCCUCGGGCUUGAGCGAGGUAGAUGCCGUGCUGGAGCUCCUGGUCCACCUCGCGGGCGCCACUCCCCCACCCCCGUCCUCCUUCAGUCGGGACUAUAUGAGGCGGGAGAGGCCCGUGUUGCGCAGGCCUCUGCCAUGGCCCUACCAGAGCCAGGAGCUGCAGAGGCUGGAGGCCCGGGCAUGGGGGCUAAUAUGUGCGGAGGAGUGGGCAUCGUUGGAGAGCAGGUGUGUCACUCAGAGGUUGAUGGAUGCUGAGCCAGGCACAGGUUUAUUGGCACUAAGGGCUAAAAUAGACACGGAGGAAAAAUUUGAGCGGGAGACCAGGCUUACUCUUUUUGGAGCUCUGCACCACAGCCGAACCUCAGACUUGGACAUCAGACUGGACAUGCCUCCUAUGCCCAGUAAUGUGGACGUGACUGGGCUCAGCAUCAGGGUCCCACCAUGCUUGGAUCAGUCUGAAGAUGAAGGCUUCCAGUCUGCAUCCAAUUUGACCCCGGACUCUCUGUCGGAGCCCAGCCCCAGUCUAGAGUUGGACGUGUGGGAGGCUUUGAAAACAUUUCAACCUGGAGUACGCCGUUGCUGGGAAACUAUUGGCUGGCCGCCCGGGAAAAGAGACCGUUUGUAUCUGAGCGAGAGCGGCAGAGAGGCCUUCGACCAGAUUUAUCGACUGUGGGAGGGUGAGAUGAGGGUGGUCAACACAAGCGCGACCCCCCCAAUCCUUCCGCUGUACUUGGACUCUCAGACGCUGGUGGGCGACCUCCUGAACGUGCUUAUCGGCGUUGCAUCGUCUACUUUUCUUCUCAAUAAGAGUGUCCAGUUCGACGUCCGGCCUGGUGUGUGUGUGUCAGGUACCUCUCCGGAGAGUAUGUCUCAUCUUUUGGAGGAGCUUGCCCAGUAUGGUACCUACUACCUGAGGCUGAGCCGCUUCUCGCUGCAGAGUGCUGACAAGAAGGGCCUGGUCUUCCAGGCAUUCACUGGAGGUCUGAGGAAGUACUUGCAUUACUACAGAGCGUGUGUUCUCAGCACGCCGGCCACACUGAGCCUGCUGACCAUUGGCUUCCUCUUCCGCAAAGUGGGCCGACAGCUCAGCUAUCUGUGGGAACUAUGCCGUGUUGACGAGCCUGCGGUUGCCGACCAGGCCUCCUUCCCUGUGGGGGUCAAGCUUCUCUCCUACCUGUACAAGGAAGCUCAGAACAACUGCAGCAACGAGAACUACCCAGUCCUGCUGUCUCUCCUUAAGAGCAGCUGUGAGCCAUACACCAGGUUUGUGUCUGACUGGGUGUAUAGCGGCGUUUUUCGAGAUGUUUACAAAGAGUUCAUGAUCCAAGUCAAUGAAGAGCACCUCAGCAUCAGAGACAAGCACUUUUGGGUCCACGGCUACACGUUGAUUUCCAAAGACGUGGAGGAGUGCGUGCCCGUCUUCCUGAGACACAUCGCUAACGACGUGUACGUCUGCGGGAAGACCAUUAACCUCCUCAAGAUCUGCUGCCCUCAGCACUACAUCUGCAUGUCAGAGCUGCCCGUGCCUCGCAUCGCCGUCACCUUCUCCCUGCAGGAGGUAGAGCAGAUUGAGAGGGACUGCGCCGUGUACCGAGGGCGCAUGGAGAGGAUCGCCAAGCACAGCGCCAUCAGCAGGGAGGUGCAGGCCCAGCGAGCAGAGGAGGCGCGCCAGGAGCUGAUCAAUCAGGUCAGAGCGUCGGCAGCCAAAACACUGGAGAACAUUCGUGGGCGCCAGGUGUCACAGCGUCUGGUUGAGGAGGCCAAGAAAAGGGAGUGUUUCGAAAAGCUCAAGCAGCACCUGGAGCAGGAGAAAGAGUGGCGCAGCACGGCCAAAAAGAAGCUGGACGACGACAACAACUUCAGACUUGCUCAAGAGAAGAGACCUCAAGCACCGGAGGAGCAACUGGAGCAAAGAGCCAGAAAGGAGCUGAUUGCUCAGUACAGCCGCCUGUCAGAGGAGGCGGUUCGCAGGGAAAGGCGGGCCUUAUGGAGGGAUCAGAGGAUGACAUUUGACGCAGCCCGUUCCGACUUUUUCGUGCAAGAACAGAAGCAGUUGAAGGCGAUGUUAGAGAAAUAUCCUUUGGGCCAGGAGAGGGGCCCAGCUUUACCCGCCAAGCACAUAUCAGCGCUGGACACCCCCACCCAGGAAGUGCUUGAAACAAAACAAGAGGAAACCCAAGAAUCAGAAUCUUCUCACAGAGCUGUUGACUCUGCAGCCUUCACCUCUGGUGAUAUUCUUCCAGGAAUCGACGCCCAUCAGGUGGACGCCGCCUUGCAGGAGAUUGGCUCUCACCUGCCUGAGGUGUGUCCCACAGAGCAACUAAUCGACUACGACUUCAGCGCCCCCUUCAGUCCACUUGAAGGAAUCACCUCCCAACCCAAGCCUUGUUGUGACGUCAUUCAUAACCACCCCUCCUACUCCCACUUCCCCAUGGAUGAGAAUGUGCCUCUCAUUUUUGACAGCCUCCCUCAGGCCAGCUGCUUAGGCCACGCCUCCAAGUCCAGUUUCCCCAUUGGCCAGUGCACCCCCGAGGAGAUGCAACAUGCACCCAAAAAGAGUGUUAAUGUAGUUCCUGGUAAGGGUGCUACACAGCUAGGACAAGGUGGUGGUUCUCUGGUGCUGGAGGAAGAAACUGGUGCCCAUGAAGGUGUUGUUGCUAAUAAGAAUGCUUUGCUACAACUAAACAUGGACAGUGUUUGUAAUCGGCUUUACUCUAUCACGUGUGAUUAUAAUAUUGAUAUAUCAAUACAUCAAAAGGAUGUAAAGGUUGCUUAUCCAUCAGAUUCACUCAUCGACAUUAGCAAGAACGUUUCAGACACUCAUGCACCGCUCCUAUCCUCAAACAUCCACGACCACUCUUCGGACGCUCACAUUAAAGUUGGAGAGAACGUGUCAGACUUUGUAGCCACUUUACCUGCCAGAAACCUUCAUGGUCACGCCACCGACGCCCACAUCAAAGUUGGAGAGAACGUGUCGGACUUUGUAGCCCCUCUACCUGCCAGAAACCUCCAUGGUCACGCCACCGACGCCCACAUUAAAAUCGGUGAAAAUGUCUCAGAGGUGCCAGCGCUACUGCCCUCCCGCAGCAUCCACGGCCACGCCACUGACGCCCACAUCAAAGUUGGAGAGAACGUGUCGGACUUUGUAGCCCCUCUACCUGCCAGAAACCUCCAUGGUCACGCCACCGACGCCCACAUUAAAGUCGGCGAAAAUAUCUCAGAGGUGCCAGCGCUACUGCCCUCCCGCAGCAUCCACGGCCACGCCACUGACGCCCACAUCAAAGUUGGAGAGAACGUGUCGGACUUUGUAGCCCCUCUACCUGCCCUCUAUAGUCACGCCACCAACGGCCACAUCAAAGUUGAAGAGAGUAUCUUGGACUGUGUAGCCCCUCUACGUCCCUGUAACCUCCACGGUCAAGCCACCGAUACCCACGGCGAAAACGUCAGAGAGGUAACGGCGCCGCUGCCCUCCGCCGACGUCCACGCCACCGAUGCCGACAUCAAAGUUGCAGAAAAAAUGUCGAACUUUCUAGCCCCUCUACCUGCCAGAAAUCUUCAUGGUCAUGCCACCGAUGCCUACAUUAAAGUUGGCGAAAACAUCUCAGAGGUGGCGGUGCUGCUGCCCUCCCCCAGCAUCCACGGUCACGCAACCGAUGCCCACAUCAAAGUUGGAGAGAACGUGUCGAACUUUGUAGCCCCUCUAUCAGCCAGAAACCUCCACGGUCACGCUGCCGACACCCACAUUAAAGUUGGAGAGAACGUGUCGGACUUUGUAGCCCCUUUACCUGCCAGAAACCUUCACGGUCACGCCACCGACGCUAACAUUAAAGUUGGCAAAAAUGUCUCAGAGGUGGCGGCGCCGCUGCCCUCGCCCAGCAUCCACGGUCACGCCACCAACGCCCACAUUAAAGUUGGAGAGAACGUGUCGGACUUUGUAGCCCCUCUACCUGCCAGAAACCUUCACGGUCACGCCACGGACGCCAACAUUAAAGUUGGCGAAAAUGUCUCAGAAGUGCCGGCGCUGCUGCCCUCGCCCAGCAUCCAUGGCCAUGCCACUGACGCCCACAUCAAAGUUGGUGAGAACAUGUCAAACUUUGUAGCCCCUCUACAUGCCAGGAACCUCCAUGGCCAUGCCACCGACGCCCACAUCAAAAUUGGAGAAAACGUAUCGGACUUUGAAGCCCCUCUACCUGCCAGAAACCUCCACGGUCACGCCACAGAUGCCCACAUUAAAGUUGGCGAAAACAUUUCAGAGGUGGCGGACCCGCUGCCCUCGCCAAGCGUCCAUGGCCACUCUUCCGACGCUAACAUUAAGGUAGGAGAGUUUGUUUCCAACGUUCCAGAAGCGAGACCACGUUGGAGCAAGUACGGCCACGUCUCCGACUGCACACUCCGGCCAGGCUGCGUGGUCUCGGGGUCGGAACCCGCUUCCACACCCUUGCCUGGGAGCGCUUACGGGCACUCUUCCGACGCCAACCUGGGCGUCGGCUGCAUGGUCACCCAAAGUAGCCCGGCUCUUCUCCCGCUGCCGGGCAGUCAAUACGGACACUCUUCAGACUCCGCUUUGGGGGUGGGCUGCGUGGUGUUGGGGACGGAACCACAAGUCUCCCCUCUACCAGGCAGCCAGUACGGACACUCUUCAGACUCCGCUUUGGGGGUGGGCUGCGUGGUGUUGGGGACGGAACCACAAGUCUCCCCUCUACCAGGCAGCCAGUACGGACACUCGUCGCAUUCUUCGUUGGGAGCUGGAUGUGUGGUGGGAGGAAAAGCACAUCCCAAAGAGGAAGCGCAAGUUUGGGAGUCUGUGAUGUGCACGCAGCAGGCAGAGGGCGCAGGGUUGGACUUGUCCCCCCGAGAGAUGUUUGAACAGGAGUACAUGUUGGCUUUGUCUGCUCAGUACCAGGUGGACCAUUAUGAAGACUGCUACAACAUCAUGGCUUCGUCCCCUAAUAGUCAGCUGCUGAAGCAUAUGACUCGGGGACCCUGGGGUCUCCCCUUGGAGCUUGGCUUCCACCAGGCCACGGACACCACGGCCGUGCAGCUAAGUGAGAUGGUGUCCUUGCCGGUCCUCAUCAAAAAUUCUGUCACUGCCCCGCUCAUCACACACGUGUCGUUGGUGAACAAGGCGGCGGUGGACUACUUCUUCGUGGAGUUGGGGGUGGAGCGCCACUUUGAGGCGCUGCGCCACUUUCUGCUGAUGGAGGACGGCGAGUUUGCGCAGUCGCUCAGUGAUCGACUUUUUGAGAAGCUGGGCAGCGGGCAGACCCCUGGUGAGCUGCUCACCCCCCUGGUGCUCAACUCCAUCCUGAACAAAGCGCUGCAGUACAGCCAGAACCGUGACACGCCCCACGCUGCCAACUUCACCUUCGCGCUGCGUUUCCUGCCUGACACCUUCCGCCCGCACGCCCCCGACUCACUCAACUGUCUGGAGUUGCGCUACAAGGUGGACUGGCCUCUCAACAUCAUCAUCACAGACAGCUGCAUGAACCAGUACAACCGCCUCUUCUCCUUCCAGCUGCAGCUCAAACACAUGGUCUGGAGCCUCAGAGACGUCUGGUUCCACCUCAAGAGAACUGCGUUGGUGAAAGAUGCGGGUCGCUCGGUGCAGUUUCGUCAGCUGCAGCUUUACCGCCACGAAAUGCAGCACUUUGUCAAGGUCAUCCAAGGUUACAUCGCCAACCAGAUCCUCCAGGUGUCAUGGAGCGAGUUCACUGCCAAGAUGGCCACCGCUUGUGACCUGGACGCCAUCCACCGCACGCACGCAGACUACCUAAACAGAGCCAUCUUCAGAGCUUUGCUGACAAAGAAGGCGGCGCCGGUGAUGAACAUCAUCCACAGCAUCUUCAGCUUCAUCCUCAAGUUCCGCGCGCAGCUCAUCGCACAGCCUUGGUCCAGCCAGCAGGGGGAGGUGGUGCACCCCAGCUUCAUCGCCAUGCAGCAGUCGUACAACACCUUCAAGUAUUACUCACACUUCCUUUUCAAAGUGGUGACCAAACUGGUGAACAGAGGAUAUCAGCCUCAUUUGGAAGACUUCCUCCUGCGCAUCAACUUUAACAACUACUACAAAGACUCUUGAAGAACUUUCCUCCAGAAGGUCCUAUCUUUGCCCAUGUGAUGUCAGAUUAAACAAAAAGAUUUGCUGUUUGGCCAUAAUACCCAGCAAUAUGUUUGGAGGAGAAAAGGUGAGGCCUUUGAUUCCAAGAACACCAUCCCUACCGUCAAGCAUGGUGGUGGUGGUAGUAUUAUGCGCUGGGCCUGAUUUGCUGCCAAUGGAACUGGUGCUUUACAGAGAGUAAAUGGGACAAUGAAAAAAAGGAGGAUUACCUCCAAAUUCUAAAGGACAACCUAAAAUCAUCAGCCCGGAGAUUGAGUUUUGCGCAGUUGGGUGUUCCAACAGGACAAUGACCCCAAACACACGUCAAAAUAAAAUUAAAAAAAUGAUCUAAGCCUGGGCCCUGGAGAGGGGGGUCCAGACUGAGGCCAAGGGAAAAAAACAACAACUCAUAGCCAUAGUACACAUCGCUGUCACGUGUGUGUGAGAGGGAAACAUCAAAGAAGACAAAGGACAUUAAAGUAAGGGGCGCUGGAAGCCGGCAGACCCGUCAGCGAUCCUGUUCUGUCUCCCUGUAACGUUUUUCUGAUCUUGAAUGAAAUUGUGCUGACAAUUUUUAUUUUCCUGAAGGAACUCUCCUGAAGGAAUAAAUAAAGUACUAUCUAAUCUAAUCUAAUUAUGAAUAAAUAUUUCUACACAUAGAAGUAAUCAUCAACUUAAAGUGCCCUCUUUGGGGAUUGUAAUAGAGGUCCAUCUUGAUUCAUGAACUUCAUUCUAAACAUUUCUUCACAAAAAAAGAAAUCUUUAACAUCAAUAUUUAUGGAACAUGUCCACAAAAAAAUCUAGCUGUCAACACUGAAUAUUGCAUUGUUGCAUUUCUUUUCACAGUUUAUGAACUGUAUUAUUCAAUAAAUAUAUUUAUAAAGGAUUUUUGAAUUGUUGCUAUUUUUGGAAUAUUUUUGAAAAAUCUCACAUACCUCUGGGCAUACCUUCAAGUACCCUCUGGGGUACUUGAAGGUUUUGGUCACAUUUUCAGUACACCCAUAAUAAAUUCAUAAAAGAACCAAACUUUAUGAAUGUUUUUUUCUGACCUACAAGUGUGUGGUCCAAUCACCAUCACAAAAAAUAAUAGUUGUGAAAACUAUUGGAAACUCAAGACAGCCAUUAUGUUCUUUACAAGUGUAUGUAAACUUUUGACCACGACUGUAUGUUCACUGAAGGCAUCAAAACUGAAUGAACACGUGAAGUUUUGUACUUAAUAAUAAAAGGGGAAAUAACUGAAACAUGUUUUAUAUAUUGUAAAUUUCUUCAAAAUAGCCACCCUUUGCUCUGAUUAAUGCCUUGCACACUCUUGGCAUUCUCUCGAUGAGAUAUAUUUGUUGUCUUAACUUUAGUAACUCUUUUUACAAUUAAUAUAUUUUCAUCUAUUUUUUAUAACAUGCUCACACACAACGAAGGUCACGUACAGUAUUUGUAACAUGAAUGAGGAGACAAAGAAACAUUAAUUAUUAAAGAUCCCAUGCUUUUAUUUGUAUGUUUGCUGUGAGUCACAUGACAUUUGAAUGACAA
Nerophis ophidion (straightnose pipefish) is the source of this 8369-nucleotide messenger RNA. RefSeq names its product tubulin gamma complex component 6 (gene tubgcp6). Gene Ontology annotation, cellular component: spindle pole; gamma-tubulin complex; equatorial microtubule organizing center. The transcript has 27 exons. The coding region runs from base 396 to 6824 and encodes 2142 amino acids. Lineage: Eukaryota; Metazoa; Chordata; Actinopteri; Syngnathiformes; Syngnathidae. The record is from RefSeq and is a predicted model, not a curated record. Gene Ontology annotation, biological process: meiotic cell cycle; mitotic cell cycle; microtubule nucleation. Gene Ontology annotation, molecular function: microtubule minus-end binding; gamma-tubulin binding.